Messenger RNA from Corylus avellana, 1638 nucleotides. Its product is annotated as low affinity inorganic phosphate transporter 1-like. The record is from RefSeq and is a predicted model, not a curated record. Gene Ontology annotation, molecular function: phosphate transmembrane transporter activity. Gene Ontology annotation, cellular component: membrane. NCBI's taxonomy places the organism in Eukaryota, Viridiplantae, Streptophyta, Magnoliopsida, Fagales, Betulaceae. Gene Ontology annotation, biological process: phosphate ion transport; transmembrane transport.
AUGGCCAACAAAGACCAACUGGAGGUUCUCCGCGUGCUCGACCGAGCAAAAACGCAGGUAUACCACUUCACGGCAGUGGUGAUCGCCGGAAUGGGGUUCUUCACCGAUUCCUACGAUCUCUUCUGCAUCUCCCUCGUCACCAAACUCCUCGGUCGCAUAUAUUACCACGUCGAAGGCUCGUCGAAGCCGGGUACCCUGCCUCCCAAUAUUGCCGCCGCAGUCAAUGGGGUCGCCUUCUGUGGGACCCUAGCCGGGCAGCUCUUCUUCGGGUGGCUUGGCGACAAGAUGGGAAGGAAGCGCGUCUACGGCGUAACGCUCAUGCUUAUGGUUAUUUGCUCCAUUGGCUCCGGCCUUUCCUUUGGGAGCUCGCCCAACGCCGUGAUGACUACACUCUGCUUUUUCAGGUUUUGGCUCGGCUUCGGAAUCGGCGGCGAUUACCCGCUCUCCGCAACGAUCAUGGCGGAGUACUCCAAUAAGAAGACACGUGGCGCUUUUAUUGCGGCGGUUUUCGCCAUGCAAGGCUUCGGAAUUCUUUGCGGUGGCAUGGUGGCUAUAGUUGUCUCCGCCAUCUUUCGGGCUCUGUUUCCUGCACCGGCUUACUCCGUUAAUCCAACCGCUUCGACCAUCCGUCAGGCGGACUAUGUUUGGCGGAUCAUUCUCAUGUUUGGAGCAUUGCCGGCCGGUUUGACUUAUUAUUGGCGGAUGAAGAUGCCGGAGACCCCUCGUUACACUGCGCUCGUUGACAAGAACGAAAAGAAAGCUUGCCAAGACAUGUCAAAGAUUUUGAACAUUGAAAUUCAAGAGGUGAGAAAAGAUGAGACGGCGGUGGUUGAUCAGAAGAGCAAUUCUAAAAUACAAUUCGGGUUAUUCACUCGAGAAUUUGCCCGCCGUCAUGGGCUGCACUUAUUGGGAACGACAACCACUUGGUUCCUGCUUGACAUUGCUUAUUACAGCCAGAAUUUGUUCCAAAAGGACAUAUUCAGCGCCGUUGGAUGGAUCCCUGCCGCAAAAUCAAUGAGCGCCCUCGAAGAGCUUUACAAGAUUGCAAGGGCUCAAACGCUAAUUGCUCUCUGCGGCACAGUUCCCGGCUACUGGGUCACCGUCCUUCUCAUCGAUUACAUCGGAAGGUUUGCGAUUCAGAUGAUUGGGUUUUUGUUCAUGUCAGUUUUCAUGUUCGCCCUUGCAAUUCCUUACCACCACUGGACGGAAAAAGGGCACCACGUUGGGUUUGUUGCCAUGUAUGCGCUAACCUUCUUUUUCGCGAAUUUCGGGCCUAAUUGCACGACAUUCAUCGUGCCGGCGGAGAUCUUCCCGGCACGGCUUCGAUCGACUUGCCAUGGCAUCUCAGCCGCUUCGGGAAAAGCCGGUGCAAUAGUGGGAGCAUUUGGGUUCUUGUAUGCAUCGCAAAGCCAAGACAAGUCGAAGACUGACUCCGGGUACCCUCCCGGAAUUGGCAUGAGAAAUUCUCUCCUUGUGCUAGCUGUGAUUAGUGUGGUGGGGCUAUUCUUCACGUUUUUGGUGCCGGAGACGAAGGGGAAAUCGCUGGAGGAGACGUCAAGGGAGCAUGUUGAUGAAGAAGAGGGUGAUGAUCAUCAUCAAGAUCAAGAUCAAGGUGAAGAUCAAAUCAACAGGGUUUAA